GCUCCGGUCUCGCAGCGCCGAUGGCAUCUCCUGGCUCCGGCUUUUGGUCCUUUGGGUCUGAAGACGGCUCCGGGGAUCCUGAGAAUCCGGGCACAGCGAGAGCCUGGUGUCAGGUAGCCCAGAAGUUCACCGGCGGCAUUGGGAACAAACUGUGCGCCCUGCUCUACGGAGACGCGGAGAAGCCGGCGGAGAGCGGCGGGAGCGAGCCCCCGCGGGCCACCUCGCGGAAGGCCGCCUGCGCCUGCGACCAGAAGCCGUGCAGCUGCCCCAAAGCGGACGUCAACUAUGCUUUUCUGCACGCAACAGACCUGCUGCCAGCGUGUGACGGGGAAGGGCCCACUUUGGCAUUUCUGCAAAAUGUUAUGGACAUUCUGCUUCAAUAUGUGGUGAAAAGUUUUGAUAGAUCAACCAAAGUGAUUGAUUUCCAUUACCCUAACGAGCUUCUUCAACAGUAUAACUGGGAAUUGGCAGACCAGCCACAAAAUUUGGAGGAAAUUUUGAUGCAUUGCCAAACAACUCUAAAAUAUGCAAUUAAGACAGGGCAUCCCAGAUAUUUCAAUCAACUUUCCACUGGACUGGAUAUGGUUGGAUUAGCAGCGGACUGGCUGACAUCAACAGCAAAUACUAACAUGUUCACCUAUGAAAUUGCUCCUGUAUUUGUGCUUUUGGAAUAUGUCACACUAAAGAAAAUGAGAGAAAUCAUUGGCUGGCCAGGGGGCUCCGGUGAUGGAAUCUUUUCUCCCGGUGGUGCCAUAUCGAACAUGUACGCCAUGCUGAUCGCCCGCUUUAAGAUGUUCCCAGAAGUGAAGGAAAAAGGAAUGGCUGCUGUCCCCAGGCUCAUUGCCUUCACCUCUGAGCAUAGUCAUUUUUCACUCAAGAAGGGCGCUGCAGCCUUGGGGAUUGGAACAGACAGCGUGAUCCUGAUUAAGUGUGAUGAGAGGGGAAAAAUGAUCCCAUCUGAUCUUGAAAGAAGGAUCCUUGAAGUCAAACAAAAAGGAUUUGUUCCUUUCCUUGUAAGUGCCACAGCUGGGACCACCGUGUAUGGAGCCUUUGAUCCCCUCUUAGCUGUCGCUGACAUUUGCAAAAAGUAUAAGAUCUGGAUGCAUGUGGAUGCAGCCUGGGGUGGAGGAUUACUGAUGUCCCGGAAACACAAGUGGAAAUUGAGCGGCGUGGAGAGGGCCAACUCUGUGACAUGGAACCCACACAAGAUGAUGGGUGUCCCUCUGCAGUGCUCCGCUCUCCUGGUUAGAGAAGAGGGAUUGAUGCAGAGCUGCAACCAGAUGCAUGCCUCCUACCUCUUCCAGCAAGAUAAACACUACGACCUGUCCUAUGACACUGGAGACAAGGCCUUACAGUGCGGGCGCCAUGUUGAUGUUUUUAAAUUAUGGCUUAUGUGGAGGGCAAAGGGGACCAUUGGGUUUGAAGCACAUAUUGACAAGUGUCUGGAGCUGGCGGAAUAUUUGUACAAUAUCAUAAAAAACCGAGAUGGUUAUGAAAUGGUAUUUGAUGGAAAGCCUCAGCACACAAAUGUCUGCUUCUGGUAUGUGCCUCCCAGCUUGCGUGUCCUGGAAGACAAUGAAAAGAGAAUGAGUCGCCUGUCCAAGGUGGCUCCAGUGAUUAAAGCCAGAAUGAUGGAGUACGGGACCACAAUGGUCAGCUACCAGCCCCUUGGAGACAAGGUCAAUUUCUUCCGCAUGGUCAUCUCAAAUCCCGCAGCAACUCACCAAGACAUUGACUUCCUGAUUGAAGAAAUAGAACGCCUAGGACAAGAUUUAUAAUAACCUAAGCUGUUUCAA
Messenger RNA from Talpa occidentalis (Iberian mole), 1796 nucleotides. RefSeq names its product glutamate decarboxylase 2 (gene GAD2). Gene Ontology annotation, cellular component: cytoplasm. Bases 21 to 1778 code for a protein of 585 amino acids. Gene Ontology annotation, molecular function: glutamate decarboxylase activity; pyridoxal phosphate binding. The record is from RefSeq and is a predicted model, not a curated record. Gene Ontology annotation, biological process: GABA shunt. The transcript is spliced from 16 exons. NCBI's taxonomy places the organism in Eukaryota, Metazoa, Chordata, Mammalia, Eulipotyphla, Talpidae.